Messenger RNA from Cylicocyclus nassatus, 405 nucleotides. NCBI's taxonomy places the organism in Eukaryota, Metazoa, Nematoda, Chromadorea, Rhabditida, Strongylidae. The record is from the annotation of a GenBank genome assembly.
AUCAAUCUUAUAUCGAUACGGCAGCUCUAUAAAAGACUUGAUUAGAUGGAAUAUUCAUACUAUGAAGUUUCUUCUCUUCGUUUUCGUCUUCUUCCACUUGAGCAUCGCUGCAAAAAUUGACGAUGAUGCAGAAAAAAAGCGCUUCUGUUCUGAAGGAUGCCCAUACUUAAAAAAUUUAAAUAAAGAUCCAAAUGCUAAGAUAAAUGUUAAGGAACUGUUUGAGAAAUGCAAGACGGACCCCAAAGUACCGAAAUAUAUCUGUGAGGAUGAUGAAAAACCUGACCAGAAAACCACGAAGGCACUGGAGAAGUUUACAUGGACACAGAUAUGCAAGACGAUAUGCGGCAACUAAAUGGCUUUUUUUGAACUCAGACAACAUUCUGUUGUACUCGAAUCUGAUAAAUA